Molecule: messenger RNA, 960 nt
Organism: Wyeomyia smithii (pitcher-plant mosquito)
Lineage: Eukaryota; Metazoa; Arthropoda; Insecta; Diptera; Culicidae
Product: farnesol dehydrogenase-like
Exons: 2
Coding region: 75-812 (245 amino acids)
Source: RefSeq, a predicted model, not a curated record
AAACAGGUGAAACGUUGAACGCCUGACUAGUUCAGUGAUCGUUAAUCUAGUGCCUUGGUAAAGCCACUGCUAUUAUGGAACGUUGGGUAGGCAAGACAGCGGUAGUGACUGGUGCAAGCUCUGGUAUUGGUGCCGCGAUAGCCAAAGAGUUAGCCCGCUCUGGCAUCACAACUGUAGGACUCGCUCGACGGGUGGAGCGUAUCGAAGCACUGAAAGCCGAGCUACCACCUACAGCGGCUUCCCGGUUGCAUCCAUUCCAAUGUGAUGUAACACGAGAGGAAGACAUUCUACGGGCGUUUGCGUUUGCUUGUGACACGUUCGGAGGAGUUGACAUCUUGAUCAAUAAUGCUGGAGUUUCCAGGGACCAGACUGCACUGACGCCAGGAAACUCGAAGGAGAUAAGGGAAAUAUUCGAUACCAAUGUGAUUGCGUUAAUCCACUGCAGUCGGGAAGCGUUUCAGUCAAUGAAGAAGCGAUCCGUGGAAGGAUGCAUCAUCAACAUUAAUAGCGUUGCCGGACACCACGUUUUCGAUUUACCACGACAGUCUAUCUACAGCCCCAGUAAGUAUGCGGUCACGGCCCUAACGGAAUCCUUGCGUAUUGAGUUGAGGAAAGAAAACGCUAACGUUAGAGUUACGAGUAUUAGUCCGGGAAUAUGCAAAACAGAAAUUUUGGCAGGAAUUCCCAAAGCAGAUUUCAUGCCGGCACUCAUGCCAGAAGACAUAGCUGACGCGAUUCGUUAUGUACUCGGUACUCCACCACGGGUUCAAAUCCAUGAACUAACAAUAAGGCCAACGGGAGAGCCGUUUUAGGGCUGAGUGAAGAAUAAAGUGACGUGGUCAUUCUAUGUUCUAAAUAAUAAAACCGAUAACAGGUCUGAGAAAUGUAUUAAUCCGAAUUAUACUGUUAUUGUAAUUACUCAACUCUCAGAAGCAAGUUUGCGGUCACUGCCGUGAUGGG